CGAAAGAGAAAAAAAACAGAAAAGGAAUAUUACCCGCAUAUCUCUCUGCCGGCCACUUGUUUGGCACGGAGCGUAUUAUGCAGUUUCAAUUUGUCAAAGUCCAUUUCCUGUUAUCCCGGAGCCAUACCACUCCUCCUCCCACUCCAGAUCUCCAUUCCGGAACCGCAACGCGCCUCCGCCACCGUCUCACACGCGCCUCUUCUCCUGGAGUCCUCCAUCCAUCUCGCCCCGCUGCACUUUGUUGUUCGUCCUCCGUUGUAGACAUGGAUGCAUCUGGAGGUCAGGGUGUCUACCCUCUGCACCGUUGCAAAACAAUACACCUGGUGAGGCAUGCUCAGGGAUUUCACAAUGUAGAAGGAGAAAAGGACCGUGCUGCAUACCUCUCUCCACACCUCUUUGAUGCAAACCUAACCCCUCUUGGCUGGGAGCAGGCGGAUAAUCUACGCAAACAUGUUCACUCAUCUGGUCUUUUUAAGAAGGUGGAAUUGGUUGUCACUUCACCUUUAUUGAGGACUAUGCAAACAGCAGUUGGCGUCUUUGGGGGAGAAGACCAUGCAGAUGGAAUUCAAGAUCCUCCACUGAUGGUGGCAAAUGCUGGGAGCAGUAGCCGGCCUGCAAUUUUAAGUCUAAGAUGCCCACCUUUCUUGGCGAUGGAAUUGUGUCGAGAACACAUAGGGGUUCAUUGGUGUGAUAAAAGAAGAAGCAUCAGUGAGUAUAAGCCUUCAUUUCCAGCAAUUGAUUUCUCAUUGAUUGAAGAUGAUGAUGACACAUUGUGGAAGGAGGACAUUAGGGAGACAAACGAAGAAGUUGCUAAGAGGGGGUCAAACUUUUUAAAGUGGCUGUGGACGCGAAAGGAGAAGGAAAUUGCAGUGGUUACUCACAGUGGAUUCUUGAUUCAUACCCUGAGUGAAUUUGGAAAUGACUGCCAUCCAAAUGUGAAGAGUGAAAUUUGCAGACCAUUUAAGAAUUGUGAACUUCGGUCAAUAGUUAUUGCCGACAGAGGUAUGAUUGGAUCGGAUCUUCCCACAACGGAUUAUCCCGGGAAAAUUCCUAGCGGUUCAGACUUCCCAAGCGAUGAUGCUUCCAAUGGCAUGCCUUGAACUACUUCAACUUUGAAGCGCAGCAAAUUGUUGUUGCAGCAUUUUUUUACAGUGUAUUACUAUAGUAUCUUGUAUGUUUAUUUACCUGACCAUGAAUAAUGAUUUGUAUCAGUAACUCUGUUAAUUUACUAUAGUCUGGCGGGCAUGCUGCACAACUCUAUCUCAUUUUAUUUUGUCCAAAGUCAAAUUUUCUAACAUUUGAUGCCAUAAAAGUUACUCCGUAAUAGAACUGGGCUACAUAUACUCCGUAUAUGAUGGAUUGAGGCGUUGUUGUGUUAAUAUGUCUUGAUUCUGUAUUGUUUGACGGUAUGCUAUGUUGUAUUGGGCUCUAAUUGUUGU
Molecule: messenger RNA, 1439 nt
Organism: Cuscuta campestris
Lineage: Eukaryota; Viridiplantae; Streptophyta; Magnoliopsida; Solanales; Convolvulaceae
Source: the annotation of a GenBank genome assembly